Trichomonas vaginalis G3 is the source of this 1281-nucleotide messenger RNA. Its product is annotated as glycosyltransferase family. Lineage: Eukaryota; Parabasalia; Trichomonadida; Trichomonadidae. The coding region runs from base 1 to 1281 and encodes 426 amino acids. The transcript has a single exon. The record is from RefSeq and is a predicted model, not a curated record. Gene Ontology annotation, molecular function: glycosyltransferase activity.
AUGUGGGUAAAUUCAGGAGUCUCCGCCCGCAUAUUUUAUACUUUAACUGCAGUGUCAAUCCUUGUCUACGUAAAACUUAUUUUAUUCACAAUAAACACUGCAGAAGGUUUCAAUCUUUAUGGAGAUUUUAUAGCAAUUCCUUUAAAAACCGGACCAAAACCGAAAAUCAUGUUUUAUAAGCUUCCUUACAUAACAUUAGAGCACAAUAUCUACAAAUUAGACCCAAGCGUAUUAAAUAAUUCAUUAGCUACAACUGAUAGGAGCACAGAAGUAGCAGAAGUUGUUCAAAGAUAUGCAGGUAUGUCAAAUUGUUACAUUGCCUAUUUCGAAAAUAUGCUUUACGCUGGCGAAUCUGCCUUUUUACAUAAUAAAGCCAUAAGAACUGCCACUUUUGACAGCGCUGUUUAUGAAGCAAAAACUACAGUUGGUACUAUUGAUACUGCCAUUCAAUACAGACAAAACUUUUUAAUGUGGGGUCAUAAUAUCCACGAUUUUCUAUGCGCCACAAUGUUUGUUCCAAGAGAAGUGUUACGAAAAGGAGCCUAUGCGUUUGCUCCUCUUCACUAUUAUCAAAAUACCCAAAGAUUAAUAGAUUUCUUACAUCUUAACAUUACAUUGAUCAAAUUUGAGAGUGGUGAGCAAUAUUUUGUCCGAAAACUAUACGUAGUAGCAAAUCAUGCAUUUGCGCAUGGUUACACAGUUUAUGGUAUCUACAAAAUGCGCGAACUUGUUUUUGAAAGAUUCAAUAACACAAAAGACAAAGCCACGCGUUUUGUUGUUUUCAACAGACCAAAAGGAGAAUCUAGGCGUAUCCACAAUGAAGAAGAACUUCUUGCUGCUCUUAAAGCGAACACUACAAUUGAUCCAGGAAAAGAAUGGGAAUUAAUUGAUAAACCUUACGGGGAUUGGGAUUAUACAUGUAAAUUAUGGAUGACAUUUAAAGUCAUUGUGUCUCCGAGUGGAUCAAUGUUAUACAAUUCCAUAUUCAUGCCGAAUAAAACAGGAAUGUGUGUAAUGUUCACGAGACAACUUGAUCGACCAAAUCUGCAGUUGGCAAUCGGUUCUAACAUUUAUUUGAUCGGUGUCACACAUUUGAAUAUGGAACAUCACUUUUCUGAACCAAUUCCUUGUGAUGUUGAAAGAAUGGUAUGGUGUACGCAAAGAAUUGUUGAUGCUGUGAAAUCUGAAGGUAAUAUUGAUCGUACAAAUCUGAAACCUGGAUUUGAUAUCGAUGCUUAUAUAUCAGAAUCUAGAAAUCCUCGUGAAUUUGGAGAAUUUUAG